Messenger RNA from Cucumis melo (muskmelon), 1366 nucleotides. Its product is annotated as protein LPA3. NCBI's taxonomy places the organism in Eukaryota, Viridiplantae, Streptophyta, Magnoliopsida, Cucurbitales, Cucurbitaceae. Bases 124 to 1137 code for a protein of 337 amino acids. The transcript has 10 exons. The record is from RefSeq and is a predicted model, not a curated record.
AGUUUUGUUUGAUUCCAUUCCAUAGAGACCUCUCGUUUGGAGGAAAGAAUAUCAAUCAUCAAUACUCUCUCUCUCUCUCUCUUUCUCUUUUGCUUUCAAUUUUCACUUCGAAGUUCAGCAGAAAUGCAUUUCUCCAACGCCAAUUUUGCUUCUUCCUCUACCAUUUCCACUGCGGUUCUUCCACUUCCUUCUCCAAAGCUUGCUUGUUUCAGGAUUUCGCACCAGAAAACUCAUCGGAGUUUCGUUUCCAGUUCAAUGUUUGAGUUUAUGCCGCGUAGAAAUCUUAGAGUUUUGCCGCCGAGUUUGAGUAAUCGUCAGAAUAGCAAUGCGUCGACUGAUUUAGAUGUUCCGUUUCCUCGCGAUUAUUCUGAUCUUCUCAAUCAGGCGAAAAAAGCAACUGAAGCUGCUUUAAGAGACAACAAACAGUUGAUGGAGAUCGAAUUUCCAACUGCUGGUCUUGAAUCAGUUCCAGGUGAUGGCGAAGGAGGAAUUGAAAUGACUGAGAGUAUGCAAUUGAUUCGCCAAUUUUGCGAUUGCUUCAUAGAUCCACUGAAAGCCACUCGCACCAGAGUAACUGUUAGUUGUAGUAAAGAGAAACAUAUUCAGUUCUUUCCAGAGGCCAACGAAGUUAAAUUUGCAAGAAACACGGCAUUUGAAGGAGUUUCAUUCAAGUUGGACUACCUCACAAAACCAUCAUUUUUUGAGGAUUUUGGUUUUGUUGAGAAAGUGAAAAUGGCUGACCGUGUGAAACCUGAAGAUGAGCUUUUUCUGGUUGCAUAUCCAUAUUUCAAUGUCAAUGAAAUGCUUGUGGUUGAAGAGCUUUACAAGGAAGCCGUCCAAAACACUACUCGAAAACUCAUAAUAUUCAACGGAGAGCUCGACCGCAUUAGAUCCGGCUACUAUCCGCCAUUUUUCUAUCCAAAGCUGGCGGCUCUCAUGAAGACUCUCUUCCCCAAGAUGGAGACUGUAUAUUACAUUCAUAACUUCAAGGGCCAGAAAGGAGGAGUUCUUUUCAGAAGCUACCCAGGUCCUUGGAAAGUGCUUAGAAAAGUCAGAAACAAAUUCGUCUGCGUACAUCAGCAAGAAGAAAUGCCUUCUCUCAAGGAAGUUGCUCUAAACAUUCUUCCAUCAUCUUAAGGGUCAAUUAUAUUAGUUGGUAUCCCCAUUUAUUUUCAUGUGAAGAGGAUGCUAUGUUCCUUUCACAUCAAAGUCUCUUAUCUGGUAAAAUGCUCCAUAUCGAUAUAAUAAUCUGUAUAUUCUUUUUCUAGAUAUUUAGCGUCCACAGAAUUGACGAUGAAAUGCCUAAAAACUGAACAUAUUUAGGAACCCCUUUUUUUCACUUUAUUUCAAGACCAAAUUCACCUCA